GAAACUUUACUCCCAAUUUGUAAAUCUUUCUUCAAUUGAUUGGUAAUUUGUUCGCCGGAAGCAAUGGUGAUGACAAACUUUACUGGAACCGGUAUCGGUUUUGGUGCUGGCAUUGGUUGCGGAUUCGGUGUAGGAUGGGGUUUCGGAGGCAUGCCUUUGAAUUUCUUGGGUCUUGGUGUAGGUGGCGGCUGUGGGGUUGGAGUAGGCCUCGGAUGGGGAUUUGGCUCUGCCUUUGGUAGCCAGUACAGGAACUCUAGAGUUACAUUUGACGGCACAGAUUUUAUCAAUAAGGAGCAUAGUGAAGAAAGAGAUUCAAAAGAUCUAGCCAAAGGCACUCGAAAAGCUCAUUCUUCUCAGUAAAUAUACACAUCUUCUGUUGAUGCACUGAUAUUCUCACUUCAAAAUUUGUCAAAGUUGUACAACUAGUUCCAUUUCAGCUAUCACUUGGAAACAUAUGUAGUAUCAUUUGACAGCACUCUCUUCUUUGAUGUGUAAAAUUUGUUUCCUUAUGAUGCUUGGAAAAAUCUGUACUUGAAGCUUUAGCUUGA
Messenger RNA from Solanum tuberosum (potato), 548 nucleotides. Its product is annotated as keratin-associated protein 6-2. NCBI's taxonomy places the organism in Eukaryota, Viridiplantae, Streptophyta, Magnoliopsida, Solanales, Solanaceae. The record is from RefSeq and is a predicted model, not a curated record. The transcript has 4 exons. The coding region runs from base 64 to 360 and encodes 98 amino acids.